GAUUUGGUGACAACUGGGUGGAGACAUAAUGAAUCCCAUUUUGAUAAUUACAGCUUUGUCACUAAAUCUAAUAAACUGCCAGGAGUACGAGGACAUAGGAAUCUUGACUAACUACGACGGCGAUUUUGGGGCACUGUCGCAGGACGGAAACGGCCAACAAGACCAGUCCCAACAAGGAAACGGCAAACAAGGCCUGAGCGCAGGUAGCGGACUGAGAAGCAUUGCUGAGGGCUCGUUCAAUGCAGCCAGCGAUGCCGUCAACAAUCAAGACGCAGCUGGCUAUCAAGCUGCAUACGUUGCCAAGAACACACUGGCACAAUCUGCUGCUGGGUCAUCAGCGACAGCACAAGCAGCCUUGGCAGGCAAGCAGAUCCUGCUGCAAGGCCUGGAGCAGCAAUUCCGCGACGCCCAACAGAGCCUGAUGGGCGAGAAGCAGCAAUUGAUGCAGGCCCAAAGAGCGGCCGACGCCUCCAUGAAAGCGGCUCAGGAAGCCAGAGCCCACGUCAACGUCCUGACCAACACCCUGAACGCAGCCCAAGCCGCAGCCGACCACGUAACCCAAGCAGCAUCGGAGGCUGCAGGCGAGCUGGCAGCCCAACAGGCCAUGGUGGGAGCCGCGAUGCAACGUCUGGAAGCCAUUGGCAAACAGUUGGCCGGCGUCAGAAUCGACUUCGAAGCCACCAGAACUGCGGCCAUGAAGGCCCAGGCGGCCGCCCAGGCUGCAGCCGCCAACGCCGCAGCUGCGGCCGCUGCGGCUGCCGCCGAGCUGGGGAAGGCUGCCAAAGCUAUUCCUCCACCACCGCCACCGGCGCCCGCUCCCAAACCGGCCAAGGGUAACGGUGGCAAAGCUGGAGGAGGUGCUGGCGCUGGAGCGGGAGGUAAGGGCAAAGGAAAAGGAAAGGCAGCUUAUACAGAGGAUGAGUUCUAUAGUCCUUAUUACUACAUUGAAUAA
This is a messenger RNA of Aethina tumida (small hive beetle), 952 nucleotides long. Its product is annotated as antifreeze protein Maxi-like. Lineage: Eukaryota; Metazoa; Arthropoda; Insecta; Coleoptera; Nitidulidae. The record is from RefSeq and is a predicted model, not a curated record. Bases 29 to 952 code for a protein of 307 amino acids. The transcript has 4 exons.